Messenger RNA from Closterium sp. NIES-67, 1332 nucleotides. Lineage: Eukaryota; Viridiplantae; Streptophyta; Zygnematophyceae; Desmidiales; Closteriaceae. The record is from the annotation of a GenBank genome assembly.
UGGACUCUCACUCGCGACCACGAUCAACAGAGUGACGGUCCCUUGCUCCCAACUCCCUCUCUUCUCUCUACUCUCACCAACUCGCCAUGGCUCGCACCCUGCCUCUUACCAGCCGUCUGAUCGCCACCCCUGGCGUCCUCUCUUUGGGAGACAUUCAAUUUGUCCCCCAAACUCGCGCGAUUUCCGUUACGCAAAGAGUUUUCCGGACUUCCGCCUCACUAGACUCGCGAGCCCCCCAGACGCCGCCGGCUCGAGCUUCAAACGCGGAGCCGUCAACUCGCGCGAAUGCUGCUGCCACAGCCCACCCCGUCGCGCCGUUCAACGACGCGACUAACGUGCCGCGCAUCUGCACGCUGAUCGAUUUCACGGAUCGACCUCUGCCGUACGAUUUCCGGCCGUCCGCUUCGCCGCUCCCCACCGGUUUUGGGAACGGGCGCGCGCUACCGAAUACGCCGCCGUCGCAGCAGCCCCGCGCGCACGUGCCCGCGGGACAGGUGGACGUGCUGGGAUCCGCGGGGAAUUUCCUCGUGGCGUCGGCAUCCGCGGUGGCCGCUUUCUUCGGCGACAUUGAGACUUUGACCGGCCGCCUAGCCAUGAUGUCGUGUGCAGCUGCGCUCGCCGCGCAGGUUCUCACCGGCGGACAGGCAAUCCUCAUCGACUAAUUCGCGACCACGCGUACCGAGCCGCGCUAACUCACACCGUCUUUUUAAUCGGGUUGAGUUCUUACUCGCAUCGCCUCGCGUUUCACCUCGCCACGUGGCCUUUCCGCCGGAGUGUCCAUCAAUUGCCUGCGAUUUUACAACGCUCGAGAAGGGAACGGUCAUCGCGAAGAAAUGAGUCAUCGCUGCUGCAGCAACUGCAAGGAACGUGGUGCUUCUGUAAACGUGGAGCGUCUAUUAUCGCGGUGCUUCUACUAACGCGGUGCUUUCAUCAAAGUGUUGGUACCACUAACAUGAACAUCACUCCCUGCGCUCUCCGCUCUCUCGCCUCUCCAAUCCAUUCGCUCUUCCGUGUAUUGCGGUAUGUUCUUUCGCCACAAGCAUUCGCCCUAACACCAUAUUAGAGUCAGAUACCGCAAUCCCCCUACCACCCGAUGCCGUCGCCUGCCCCGAGCAUUCUCUAGGGGAGGGGCUGCUGCUUCCAUCUAGGUAGCUGCCCUUGGAUCUGAGAUUAGUGCGUAAGGCGAGGCUUCGAUAACGACACCAACCGCUUGUUCGCUAUACCAAGUUCACCCCAGUGCUGGUUUGUGAGUUUUAUUGCAACCAGGCCUUAUACAUAUUGGGAGUAUCAAACACUGAUGUGGUGUGUGUUAGAGUAGGGGGGAAAGUUGUG